Messenger RNA from Sardina pilchardus (European sardine), 1309 nucleotides. RefSeq names its product liver-enriched gene 1, tandem duplicate 1 (gene leg1.1). The transcript has 6 exons. The coding region runs from base 16 to 1194 and encodes 392 amino acids. The record is from RefSeq and is a predicted model, not a curated record. NCBI's taxonomy places the organism in Eukaryota, Metazoa, Chordata, Actinopteri, Clupeiformes, Clupeidae.
GCAGCAGCAGUCCUCAUGCAAGAGGUCAACGUCCGCAGAGUCACUGGCUACAAAAACUCCCUGCCGGCCCUGUCCAGGCACUUGUGCUCGGCCCCUUCUCUCAGCAUGCGGAUUCAGAGGACAGGACUAGUUGCAGCCCUGGCCCUGCUGGCCUCAGUGGCCCAGGCAGCGGUGGUCACUGAGAAUGGCUACCCCAUCAUGUGGGACAAGGCGCCGGCGGAGCUCAAAGACAUGCCAACGGCGGAGGACGGUGCGGUCACCAUCAACCCCUGGGAGUAUUUGCAGCGCAUGGGGAUGUACCGACUCAUGAUUAACCACACCAACCAGUACAUGGGCUGCAUGGGGCCUGGCCCCAACAACAGCCCACUCUGGGGGCUGCCCCUGCAACUGGGCUGGAAGCUGAAAUCAGGUCGCUUGGUGGACCCAACUGGAGCUACUACAUGUGGUCAAGAGAGUGGUGAUCCAAUGUGUAUCUCUCCCAAGAGCUGGUGGGCAUGUGUGAACUACUACCUGUCUGUCAUUCCAUUCCUGGCUGCCGUGCAGGCAGGUUUGAUUGGAGACGGAGUCAUCAAGAUUACAGUCCAGGGCCCCCCGGAGGCCGCCGAAGACUACUGCACCACCUUUACGGACUGCUCGGCUAAAUAUCCAGAUCUGAUGUCCAAAUGGGAAACCUUUUUUACAACAGUGAAAGCGGCAAGUGAAUCAGAAGCCACAGACUCCGAGAAGAUGAACCAGAUCCUGGGCGCCAUGUGGGCCGCACAGCAAGCCUCUCUGCAGCAGGCCACCACCAGCUGCGCUGAGCGGCAGAAGUCCUAUUCCAAACCAGAAAUUUCCUUCGCUGUGAGCUGGGUGGGCUCGGCCGACUACGUCAGCGCCGCGUACUUCCUGUCCAACCUAGAGAAGUCGACACGGUUCAUGGCCCCGCUGCCCGGUCGAGUGCUGACCGAUGCCGACAAGCCCCCUAACGUCCCGGACCUGAGUGCCGAGGAGAACCACACUCUCUACAUCUUCAGCUGGAUGAACAGCAUCAACAGACUACUGGGAAACACUCUGGUGAAUAUGUGGAAUAAGGCCAUGUGUUCCGACGCAGCACGGGAAAAAGGCAGGGCACUUCUGGAUGAUCUGGUCCUGAACCCGAAAUUUGCAGUCUCUGGCCUUCUCUCCAUCCUGACUGGAAUGGCAACCAACUGCUGAUGCUGCUGCCACAGCGUUCCAGCAUCUCAAACAAGAUCAAUACCAGCUCUCCUAUUCUGACAGGCCAAAUGUGAUGACCAUCCAAGAAUUUUCUUAAUAAAACUACUUUUCAAAA